GUCUGUGUUGAGAGCAGAAUUUGCAACACUGAUCAGAUGCGACAUUUGACAGGAAAUCAUAUGUUUUUGCUUACAUCGUUGAACAGUGUUGUUUUGUGAAGCUGUUGGCGCGAAGUGAUAAGGUGAUAACGUUCUAGUCGAUCGACUUGGAAUAAUAAUUAUUGUUAUUUGACGAAUACACAAGUGAUUGAACGAUGUCUAUCAACCAAUAUUCGACAUCAUGUCGUUUGUGCCUGCAGUGUAAUACCACUUUCUACGAGAUAUUCAGCAACAAGAGCAUAGAGGAAAAGAUUCAAAAGGUUUUCAAGUUUCCCGUGACAAAUAACUACCGAUUGCCGCAUCUGAUUUGCUUGACUUGCCACGAGACCCUAACUCGCUUCGAUGAAUUUGUCCAACUCGUCGGUGGCAAUCAGGAGUACUUGAACCGACAAUAUGGCUUAAGCCAACCAGAAACAGUCCCAGUGGAUGUAGUAACAAUCGACAAUCCGACAGUUCAAAUCUCGCUGAAGCUUCCAGAUGAACCAAAUCCUGCCUCGGAGUGCGGUGAACCCACUGAAGGAGUCGAUUCAGCAAAGCGAACGAAAAGAAAGAAUAACCCUAGGAGCAAAGGGGACGAGCUGAUCCGGCAACAUAUGGAGUUGUACUGCGACAUCUGUGGCGAGAGUUCGGAACGGUUCGAGGAUUACUCCACGCUUCUGAAGCACUUCAAAGUAGCGCACGAAACUCGGGGCUAUGCCGUGUGCUGCGGUCGGAAGUUCAACCGCAAGGAUAAGCUAAUGGACCACAUCACACUGCACAUCAAUCCGGAUGCCUUCAAGUGUAACGACUGUGGCCACCGGAGCAAAAGUGCGUUGCUGCUGGACAUCCACCGGAGGCAACACAGCAAAGCCGAACGCCGAUACGUUUGCGACAUGUGUGACAAGGUUUUCGUUACGAAGUCGCAGCUGUACAAUCAUUUGGCCAAACACGGUCUCAAACGGCACGUGUGCGAUGUUUGUGGAAAAGCGUUCGGCCACAAGUUCAUUCUCGCCAGGCACCGAAUAAAACACGACGAGCCCAGCAAAUUCAUCUGCGAGAUUUGCGCCAAACCGCUGUCUUCGGCGUUCAAUUUGAAACUGCACCUCCAGAACCACGACACGAAAACGGGUAACAAAGUGCAGUGCAGCUUCUGUGCCAAAUGGUUCAACAAUGCGGAAACUUUGCGAUCGCACUUCAACGCACGACACAAGGAUCAACGGGAACACCGGUGUGAACAGUGCGAUAAGCUGUAUCCCACGGGAAGUGCCCUGCUGGAGCACGUGCGAAUGGUGCACCGGAAGCAGCCCAACCACUGCUGCCACCUGUGCGACAAGAGGUUUUUCAAGCAAUCCGUUCUGAAGGAACACGUCAAGCGAUCGCACAGUGGUCCGAACCCGAAGGCCCUGUUUCAGUGCGAGUUUUGCGACAAAGAGUACCUGCACAGCAACAACUAUUUCUUCCACCGGAAGAAGGCCCAUCCCGAGGAGUAUGCACAGCUGCGGCGCGAUAGGGAACAGCAGCGAGUGGGACUGGACGAAGGAUCUACUCCGGGGGACUCAAGUACGCCGACGGAUGUCGUUCAUCAAUAGAUAUCGUUACACAUUCCUCAUAUAGUUUUCAAAACGUGUCACAAUUGAAGAAUUAUUUUUAAAGUAAAAGAUCCACUUUGAAUUAAAAAUGGUUGAGUUCAAAUGAAAAAA
Aedes aegypti (yellow fever mosquito) is the source of this 1718-nucleotide messenger RNA. Its product is annotated as zinc finger protein 708. Lineage: Eukaryota; Metazoa; Arthropoda; Insecta; Diptera; Culicidae. The transcript has 4 exons. Gene Ontology annotation, cellular component: nucleus. Bases 195 to 1607 code for a protein of 470 amino acids. The record is from RefSeq and is a predicted model, not a curated record. Gene Ontology annotation, molecular function: zinc ion binding.